AUGAAGAAGAUUUUUGGCUUCAGGAGUAAGAAGGGCCUGUCACCCUUCGGCCCCUCCAUCAGCCUGGGGAGAGACAGAGGUCAUCAUAAAACGAGCUUCCAGCCCUGGUACCACAUCCGAGACAAGGACCUCAGAAAGAUCCACAAAGCUGCCAGCGUAGGCAACGUAGCUAAAGUGCAGCAGGUCCUGUUGCUUGGAGAGAAUGGCUUGAACGAGAAGGACAAGAUGAACAGGACUGCGCUCCACUUGGCCUGUGCCAAUGGCCACUCAGCGGUGGUAGCUCUCCUCCUGGAGAGAAAAUGCCUGCUUAACCUCUGUGACAGUGAAAACAAGACCGCGCUGAUGAAGGCCGUAGAAUGCCAAGAGGAGGAGUGCGCGACUCUCCUGCUGGAGCACGGCGCCGACCCAAAUGUCAGGGACGCCUGUGGCAACACCGCGCUCCACUACGCUGUCUUUGGCCAGAAUAUGUCACUCGCGGCAAAGCUGCUUUCCUACGACGCCCAUAUAGAAGCCAGGAACAAGAAUGACCUGACACCACUAUUAUUGGCCAUAAGUGAAAGGCAACAGCAAAUGGUGGAAUUUUUAGUAGAGAAAGAAGCAAAUAUACACGCGGUUGAUAAGAUGAAAAGAACCGCCCUCAUACUUGCUGUCAAUUACGAGUCUAUGAGUGUAGUCAGUCUUCUCCUUCAGCGAGGUGCUGACGUCUUUUCUCGAGAUGUCUUUGGACGGACUGCAGAAGAAUAUGCUUCUCUUAGUGGAUUUAAUACCAUUUGCCAACUGAUCUCUGAAUAUAAAGAAAAGAGGCCUAAAACUCCUCCCGAAAAGAGCAACCCAGUGGAUACGAGUUCUGAAGAAGACUCUUUAAGCAGGUUUUCCAACAAACCUGGUGCUGACUUAUGGCCUCUGUCAGAUGAUGAAGUCUUAGAUUUUGAAACCAAGCAUGUCCCGAAAGCAAACUUAGCAAAGCUACUGAAGGCUUUUCAGCAAUCCAAGAGAAACGAAGCAGAAUGUGGCAUUGCGAGACGGGAGAGUACCACCUUCUCUGAGAACAAUAAUUCUGAUAGUGACAUUGAAGAUGUGCUUGAAACCUUUCCCAAACCAUCACCUGGAGUCCAGGGCUUCCCUCAUCCUGCCUUUCCAAGGCCUGAUCCUCUUCCAAAACCACUCGAGACUCCAGCCGGCCUUGGUCUGGCACAGGAAGGAGCCACAAAGCCAGAACUUGUUGAAAAAGAAAGUGAUACUUAUAUUAUUGAAAGGGCUCCCCAAGAACAAGCAAAUCAUGACCAUUUGACUUCUGUUGAUAGAGCACACAAAAAUAAUAAAAGUGACAUAAUGUCAGCCGUAGGAUUGGGAGAAGAGGAAAAUACAGAAUCACCUUGGGAUUCUGAGAGUAUCUCUGAGAGUGUUCCACAGAAGUUUGUGGAUCAUUUAUCUGGAGAUCAAAGAGGAAACAAUACAUUAAAUGGACAAACAGAAGGUGUGUCUUAUAUGCCUUCUUCCGUGAGUGGAUUGAGAAAAUUUAAGAUGGCUGAACUAGAGGAGCCCAGACAUGCAGGCAUACCAGCAGCCCAUGUGGAGUCUCCUGAGAAGUAUCCUAAUGUGAAGCCCACAGUCGGAGUGGAAGAUUCUGUUCCUAAUAAAACAGUAGGAACGAAGGAUCCACAAACAUCUAAUUCAGGAGAACUCGAUGUGGAAGUGAUAUUAGAGGAAGAACAAGAAAAACUUCAUGGAAAUGAAAAUAACCAUUCACAGGUGGAAGAAGAAAAGAAGCACAAAAGUAGUGAAGUGGAAGUAUCAGACGAUGUAUGCGAUGCUGCUGAUGAGAGUCGAUUGAUUCAGCAGAGAAAGAGUGGAGGAAAUAACAAGCGGGAGUUUCCUGCUAUGGAGAAUAAAGGUUCUGAUGGUAGUGAACCUGGUGUGCCCAGGAAGGAGAUAGAGAAAAAGAACAAUGACAAAUGGACACCAGAAGAAUGUGUGAUUGCACCAGUAUUUGAAAAGAUCCAUUCACUGACUGAUGGUCUGCUGCAGGUGAACGAUGACAGCAUUUUAAGGAAGGUGGAUCAAGAUGAUAGCAGGCCUGCAAGGAAAACAGCAUAUGAAAAGAAGAAGGUUUCUGAUAGUGGUAGAAAAGCCAAAGGUCUGUUACGCAAAUACCACAUGCUGCAGGAUGAAAUUGCCAGCCUAAGACUGGAAAUAGAUGCGGUAAAAAAUCAGAAUCGGGAAAAUGAGAAGAAAUAUUCUGAGGAUAUUGAAAAUCUUCAACAGGCAAUGAAAUCGAAAGAGGAAAUAUUCACGCAGGCUAUAUUCCAGUAUACUGGUCAGCUUACUGUUCUGAGAGCUGAGAAUACAAUGCUCAACUCUGAGCUGGAGAACAAUAGGCAAAGCAGACACAGACUGGAGACAGAAGUGGAAUCCUGCCGUUCUAGACUGGCUGCUGCCAUUCACGAUCAUGAGCAAGGUCAGACGUCACAGAGAGACCUGGAACUUGCCUUCCAGAAAGCACACGAUGAGCGGUUAUGCUUGCAGGACCAAAUGAAGUGCCAUGGGACUAAGCUGAAAAGGAACAGUGAGACGGCUUCCCAGCAACUUCCUAAAGUGGAAAGUCAAUUCAAUAAGCUAAAAAUGAAGCCGCAUCAGACGAGAGAUGAUCUCAGAGGAAAGACUUUGAUGUCAGAAUGUGUCCAGAGAGACCUACACCAAGCAGAGUGUCAAAAGCAGGAAAUUGAACACAUGGAUCAGAACGAACAAGGCAAAGUGAAUGAAUACCUUGGAAAGCAGGAAUCCUUAGAGGAGAGAUUAUCUCAACUCCAGAGUGAAAAUAUGUUGCUCCGACAGCACCUGGAUGAGGCACAAAACAAAGCUGACAGUAAAGAGACAAUCAUUAGCAUCCAAGACCAGUUUCAGCAGAUGGUGAAAAAUCUUCAUGCUGAAAGUGAGAAACAACAUCUGAUGCUGGAGGAAAGAAACAAGGAGUUAAUCAACAAAUUGAAUCAUUUAGAAGAGAGAAUGUGCCAGGAUGAAAAUGAGGAAGCAGAAGAAGCAGAUAUGAGACAACUUUGGCAAGAACUGGCUGAUGGGCUCAAAACGUGGUCUAUGUCGGAGGCUGCACUGGAAGGCAUGGCACGUAACUGUGCGAACUUAGAAGAUGAGAUACAGGAUUUAAAGAGCAAGUUCCGUCAACUCCCAAGUCAGUUGCAAGAAUCACAGGAUCAACAUAUAGAGGCCGUGAGAUGUGCUGAAAAACCACAGGAUCACAUCCAAAGACUUGAAAUUGAAAAUGCCAAGUUACAAACUACAGUCAAAAAGCAAGUGGACAACGUUGAACAACUUCAGAAAACCCUUUCAAGUACAAGAUUGACUGAUCAUCUUCCAGCAGAGCUGGGAGCUGGCUGUUCACAGUGUCUGCACCUGGAUGCAAUAUAUCAAGUUCUUCAACGGGAGUUGUUAUCAAUGAAAGGAUGGCAAAGGAAGUGUGAGAAACUAGAGAAAGAGAGCAGGAAGUUGGAGCAAGAAGUAGUGAAACUCCAAAGUUAUACAGAACUGAAGAUGAUAGAACACACUCAAGUUGAGCAGUAUAAAUGGGAGAUUGAAGAAAGAGCACGACAGGACUUCAUAGAGAAAUUGAAAGAAGUCAACCUAUUUUUUCAGACACGAGCAGAAUGUCAAGAAAUCUUAGAGCAGUUCCAAGAGGGGCAUAUUGCUUCCAUAAGAAGUCAGAUGGAACUCAGAAUUAAAGACUUGGAAUCUGAAAUAUCCAGGACGAAAACUUUUCAAGAUUAUAAGAGAGCAGAGAUGGAAAAGUAUAAGAAACUCUACUUAGAGGAACUCAAAGUUAGAAAGUCCUUGGAAAAUGAACUAGACAAGAAUAAUGAGAGGCUGGCAGAGAUGAGCACCAAACUUGAGGUGGAGAAACAGCGGAAGAGAUCUUUACUCAGCACUCUCAGCCGCAGGUCAGUCCUGGAGCCCUCUUCUGUUGGAAUUUUCAAUCCUACUUCAGGGUUCAAUGCAAAUCUUAUUUCAGGAGCAAACGUAGGGUUUUCUACCUCAAUUCCACGCUGUUCAAAUGACAGCGUGGAGAGUUUCUUGACCAAAGUUAGUUCUGUUCUAUUUUUUUCACUGGAUUUCAGAUUUCUGAUAUAA
Rangifer tarandus platyrhynchus (Svalbard reindeer) is the source of this 4140-nucleotide messenger RNA. The record is from the annotation of a GenBank genome assembly. Lineage: Eukaryota; Metazoa; Chordata; Mammalia; Artiodactyla; Cervidae.